Molecule: messenger RNA, 410 nt
Organism: Hyphopichia burtonii NRRL Y-1933
Lineage: Eukaryota; Fungi; Ascomycota; Pichiomycetes; Serinales; Debaryomycetaceae
Exons: 1
Coding region: 115-327 (70 amino acids)
Source: RefSeq, a predicted model, not a curated record
UAAGCUAUUCCGCACAACUUGGAACAGGGAGAGUGUACUUCGAAUGAUUUAGUACUCAUUAUUAUUUAAUUCAAUUUUUUUUUUUUUUUGCCUUUUUUUUUUGUUUUCUUAAGCAUGAACUUCGAACGACUGGAAAAAAACAAAAACAAAAAAAGCAACAGAAAAAAAGACGGAAGAAAAAAGAAAUCGCAACCCUUUCGCAGUGUGCGGGUCUCCGCUGAUGGUCUUUUAACGUGGGGAAAACACCCGUGCACCAGGGUUUACUCUGGUAGAUCUUUAAAGGUCGUUAGUAUUAGAAUGCUAUUUACCAAUUGGUAUGCUAUUUAAUCGUUAGUGUACUCGGGGGGCACCGGAUCGGAUGAGCACAUGUCGGAGCAAUGGCCAUGUUCUGAGCAGGAGGGACACUUGUA